Messenger RNA from Mangifera indica (mango), 1370 nucleotides. RefSeq lists its product as uncharacterized. The transcript has 9 exons. Bases 135 to 1019 code for a protein of 294 amino acids. The record is from RefSeq and is a predicted model, not a curated record. Gene Ontology annotation, molecular function: acyltransferase activity, transferring groups other than amino-acyl groups. Lineage: Eukaryota; Viridiplantae; Streptophyta; Magnoliopsida; Sapindales; Anacardiaceae.
UAUUGAUUGAUUUCAUGACAGGAUAUUUACUCUCAAUCCUCUUUGGAUAACGUUUUUGAAUGAAUUUCUUGAAAAAAAAUUUCUUUUUUUUUUUUUCUCUCCUUCAGCUGAAUUUGCAGAAACUCUGAGCUCAGAUGUCAACUGUUUUAGUUCACAGGCCUCAAUUCUUUAAAAUUUCCCAUGAUGGAUAUCGUAAUCAUAGAAAAUCCAGCAGAAUUGCGACCGUUCGGAAUAUGACUAUGGAUUCGAAAUCCUCUGGUACGAGUAAAAAGGAAGAUCUUUCAACGCAGGUGUUGAGGCCCGUUGUUCCUCAAUUGGAAACGUUAGGACCGUCUGAUCUGAAGUUUGACCGGCUUCAGCCAUCUGAUCAAGAGUUGGUUCAUCACGACAGAUUUCAAUUUGGGAAAUUCGUGGCCCGAGAAGCUGUUCUUGAUGAAGAAUAUUGGACUGCAGCAUGGCUACGAGCUGAAAGUCUCUGGGAAGGUCGGACAAAUGAACGAUAUGUUGAUAACUACAAAAGGAAAUUUGCAGAGCAGGAGUUCAAUGACAUAAAACGGCGAUGCAGAGGGCAGCAUGGGCAGAAAUACUUGUGCAUUGUCACGGUAAAGAAGGAGGAGAGGAAUGUAAAACGCACUGUUUUAAAAAGUGUAGUUGGAACACUUGAUUUGAGCAUUCGCUAUAUGUUGCAUGGAGAGACCUAUCCUGGGGAACGAGUAAUGGCUCCUCCCUUUGGCUGCAUUAACAAAACAGACCCAAAUAGAUAUGGUUAUAUUGCAAAUUUAUGUGUAGCUAAAUCAGCACGUCGCCAGGGUAUUGCGAGUAACAUGUUGCAUUUUGCUAUUGUAUCAGCCAAAUCUAAUGAUGUUGAUCAGUUAUAUGUGCAUGUGCAUAGGAACAACAAACCUGCACUGGAACUGUAUCAAAAGAUGGGUUUCGAGCUUUCACAUUCAUAUGACAUGGUUGGAAUGGGAAGCUCUCAAUUCUUAGAGCACACUGACUUGCUGUGCAUAAGGAUGUAAAAAGUUCAUUCAACACAUAUUGUUGAAUUGUUUUCAUUUUCUUUUGUACUCCAUGAAGAAAUGAAACAAUUGUGCAUGAAGAAUGUAGAUUAAUAUUAAGCUUACAGGCAACCACAAACUGAAGCCAAACCCAUAGAUAGCAAUCACUUAGAUGUGACUGUUCUUGUUCAUGUAUGAAAAUUCACUUGUGUCAAUGUAGCUACUCCAUUUAUAGAUGUGGUUACAUUCUGGCCUUCACUAAUAAUAUUUGUGAAGGCUGGUCCAGCUUUUACUAGUCUUUUGGGAUAAUUGUAACACUAUAUAUUGGAGAAUAGACUUGAUUUUCUAUAAAGAUUGAUUAGUUCAACACAA